Molecule: messenger RNA, 3000 nt
Organism: Cherax quadricarinatus
Lineage: Eukaryota; Metazoa; Arthropoda; Malacostraca; Decapoda; Parastacidae
Source: RefSeq, a predicted model, not a curated record
GCAGGGGUCGAUUUACAGCUCCUGGCCCUGCCUCUUCACUGGCCGGUCCCCUCAAGGGGACGUUGGUGAGGGGCUCUUGAUCUAGGGAAUUGGAUCUGUGUUCCAGUUCGCUGAAUUGAACCUGAAUGCCUUCCUUCCCCCUCCCCCCACAGAUCAUUAUGCUAGAAGAAUUACACAUAUCAGCAUCCAGUGACAUGAAAGCUGAUAUAAAUGGCAGAAGUAGCACAAAUAGUUAGUGUCAGAAUUACUACAUGCUGAGUGUCAGUACCUAUUAAUAUCUUGAUGCUUCCUGGCACAUGUACAUCCUCAACAUCACGUACCUCUGCUUCAUCUCCUGAAAUAUUUUUGGGCAUCAUCCAUCACAGAUGUGACAUCUUGAUCUACCCGUUGAAAAUGUGUGGAAAUCUUAAUAAAUUCUUUUGUAUUUUUUAUUUUGGUAAAUGUAAUUAACAUGUCUCCUCAUCUCCUGCCACCCCAAGAUAUUAUGACCAGUGCUGCUCUCAUCCUUUCUUUUUAACUUGUAUAUUUUGUUUCUCUGGCAGCCAUUUGUAGCUUCCCUUUUAGACUUUUUCUAGUUCACAUUUUUUGUUAGGUACUGACAGCAUACCACUGUUGAUUAUUACAAUUGUGGUUUAAUAUGCUGAAAUACUUCACUGGCACUUGAUAAUCUGAUAAUAUAUAGGUUGUUAUAAGGUUGAUCAGUGUCAGAUAUGCUUUUCUUAUUUCAUUGCAUGUGAUCUGGUAAGUUUUAUUUAUUUAUUUAUUUAUUUAUUUAUUUAUUUAGAAAUUUGAGCACACAUACAGAGGUACAAAAAAUACAGAUAAGAGCAGCAUGCCAAAGCCACUUAUACUAUGCAUAGCAUUACGGGCUGGCUUAAAAUUAACUUAAGAUUAACUAAGCAAUGACUCAGUAAUGUCUCUCUUAGUGUGCCUUUUUUAUAUUUUUACUUGGUUACUAUGUUACGUUACAUGACAUUAAUAUCAUUAUUCUCCCACUCCACUCUCUUAAUAUUCCAGGUCUUCAUUUUGAGUUAAAUAUUCAUUCUUUAUGGCUUAUCUUCCAUAGAUUUUGUGUCAUCUCUGAAAAUGUACAUUUAAUUUUGAAUUUCCUCUAGAAGUUUACACACCAUGGCAAACAUUAACUGAUAAAACGCUCUUUCUUGCAACAUCUCACUAGUAACAUUAUGAGGGUAUUUCUCUGUAACACCAUUUAUGUAUUAUCCACUUUCUGUUAAUGGCUCUUUCUAUUAAUUUCACAGAAAUACUUAUCAGCAAAACUCAUCUGUAGUUUGGGGGAUCCUCCAUGUCCCAUUAAUUUAAUUAUCAACACAAUGUAUACUAUUUUCCUUUGUUAACCAAUUUACUUUCUUGGUAGAAUUGCAAGGUUUUUCCAGAUAGGAUAUCUUAGUUUGUUUGCAAUUAUCAAGACCCGAGAUACUAUCUUGUCUGGUAAACUUAACUUGUCAACAUCCCAUUCACAUGCAUCAUUGACCUCCAAGUUCUGUACAGAACAAAAACUUGUCUCAGUUAAAGUUUCUGCUGCAGUGUGUAUCUUUCCUUAAAGUAUUCAAGUUCAGAUGCCAGUUUGUGAUAUAAAUCUCUAACAUCCAAAGUGCUCUCUUUUAUAAACACUAAAAUUUUAUAUAAGAAUGGAGAAAUGCUACAGUAGGCCUACUAGCCCAUACUAGGUAGGUCCUUUUCAAAGCCAAUCAUUCUCACUCACAUAUUUGUUCAGUCUAUAUCCAAAGCUUCUUGAGAAGCUAACUUCAGUACCUCAGAUUCUCUUCAGAUCCAACCCUUCUCACUUCUAUAUUUGUCUAACUUAUUUUUAAAGCUACCUAAGAAUUUAGCUUCUAUGAACCUACUUCGCAGAUAGUUCCACUAAUCAACAACUUGAUUUGAAAACCAGUUUUCUUAUGUUCUUUCAAAAUCGAAACCUGUCUAAUUUAAAUCUGCUAUUUGGAGUUCUUUUCUGAUUUGAUAUCCUCAAUACUUUAUAUUGUCUUUGUUUAUCUUCCCUCAUUCUGUGUUUCUCAACAGAGUGAAAGUUCAAGGCUCUCAAUCUAUCCUUGUAUAUUUCACAUAUUUAUUCUCAUAAUUUGAUGAUUUUAUUUUCAACCUUAAUUCUUUAUACUAGUGCUGUCGUUCGAACAAAAGAUUUGCUUUCUUCUUUAUAUAAACAAAAAAUAUAUAAAUAAAUAUGAGAGGUCAUGGAGAUAUUAAAACAUAUCAGUGUUCAGAGUGUCUGAAGGUUUUUUCACAAAAAUCACAUUUAAUAACUCACCUGAGAGUUCAUACAGGAGACAAGCCAUAUCAGUGUUCAGAGUGUCUGAAGGUUUUUUCACAAAAAUCACAUUUAAUAACUCACCUGAGAGUUCAUACAGGAGACAAACCAUAUCAGUGCUCAGAGUGUCUAAAGGCUUUUUCACACAAAUCUGACUUAAAUAAGCAUCUAAGAAUUCAUACAGGAAAAAAACCAUAUCAGUGUACAGAGUGUUUACAGACCUUUUCAGGAAAAUCAUAUUUAAAUAAGCAUUUAAUAAUUCAUACAGGUGAGAAACCAUAUCAGUGUAUGAAGUGUCUAAAGACUUUUAUACAAAAAUCAGGUUUAAAUGAACACCUGAGAAUUCAUUCAGGAGAGAAACCAUACCAGUGUUCAGAGUGUCUAAAGGCCUUUUCAAAAAAAUCAAAUUUAAAUGAUCACCUGAGAGUUCAUACAGGAGAGAAACCAUAUCAGUGUUCAGUGUGUCUGAAAGCCUUUUCAGAAAAAUCAAAUCUAAUAGUUCACUUGAGAAUUCACACAGGAGAGAAACCAUACCAAUGUUCAGAUUGUCUGAAGGCUUUUUCACAGAAAACAAGUCUAAUAAAACACGUGAGAGUUCAUUAUGGAGACAAAUAAACAUCUGUGUUUAAUGACUCAAGAUGUCCUCUGUGAAAUCAAGUCAGACAAGAAUCAUUAAAGAUCAUACUAUGUGGAAUAUCUUAGUUUUCUGUGAAUAU